GACUACGUCCUGUGCAGCGUGGAGAUGCAGGAGAAGCUGAUGCCUGCCCUGCGUGAGGCCAUCACCGAAUAUUUUGGUUCCAACCCACGGGAGUCCCCUGACUUUGCCCGCAUUGUGGGAGAUAAGCAGUUCCAGCGCGUGCGGGCGCUGCUGCGCAGCGGGCGUGUGGCCAUCGGGGGACAGACGGACGAGAAGGAGCGCUACAUCGCCCCCACAGUACUGGCAGAUGUGCAGCCCUCUGACCCCGCCAUGCAGGAGGAGAUCUUCGGACCCAUCCUGCCCAUUGUCGUUGUGGCCAACAUGGAUGAAGCCAUUGACUUCAUCAAUGCACGGCCCCGGCCAUUGGCCAUCUACGCCUUCUCCUGCGACAGCAAGGUGGUGAACCAAGUGCUGGAGAGGACGAGCAGCGGGGGCUUCUGUGGCAACGACACCCUGAUGCACGUGACGCUGACCUCGCUGCCCUUCGGUGGUAUCGGAAACAGUGGUCUGGGGAAAUACCAUGGCAAGUUCACCUUUGACACCUUCAGUCAUCACCGCGGCUGCCUGCACCGCAACAUGGGCCUGGAGGCUAUCAACUCCCCGCGCUACCCACCCUACACCCAGCAGAAGCUGGGGCUGAUGACUGCCACCUUUGAGAUCAAGCGCAAGGGCAUGUGCACCCUGCUCUGAGCAAGGCCCUGUGCCACAUACGGACUGACCAGGACCCAACCCGUGCCACGUCUUGUGUCACACUACCACCCUGAUGCAUGUUGGACAGUGGGAACUGACCCCUCCUGUGUGCCUGCUCCUCUCCAGCUUCCUGUGCUCAGGGCUGUGUGCUGUGACACAUCUAAAAUGAUGACGGUUUCUUGUUCUCACCCCACCUGGUAGAGCAAUAGUGCCCUGCUUGCUCAGGACUGGCAAUUAGCCCUAUCUCAUUUCUGUUUAGAUGACCUUCCGAUACUCUCCUACUGGCUGUUGUUUUUUUCUCUGUGUAUAACU
Molecule: messenger RNA, 981 nt
Organism: Lagopus leucura (white-tailed ptarmigan)
Lineage: Eukaryota; Metazoa; Chordata; Aves; Galliformes; Phasianidae
Product: aldehyde dehydrogenase family 3 member B1-like
Exons: 4
Biological process (GO): aldehyde metabolic process
Cellular component (GO): cytoplasm
Molecular function (GO): aldehyde dehydrogenase (NAD+) activity
Source: RefSeq, a predicted model, not a curated record